This is a messenger RNA of Rotaria sordida, 912 nucleotides long. NCBI's taxonomy places the organism in Eukaryota, Metazoa, Rotifera, Eurotatoria, Philodinida, Philodinidae. The record is from the annotation of a GenBank genome assembly.
AUGCAAUGGAAAAUUUAUUUACGUAGAAUUUUCUAUGGAGGAAUAGGUUUUUUUCUUAUUUAUUUUAUUAUCUUUCGUCGUCGUUCAUUACGAAUUUUUCUCACUGAAUCAAAUAUUAGUGAAUUAAUAAAUCAAACCUCUUUAAAUAAUACAAAACUUCAUCGUAUUCCUCGUAUUAUUCAUCAAACAUGGAAAACACAUGAUGUACCAAUACAUUGGAAUGAAACUGUUCAAUCCGUUCGUCAAUAUAAUGCUAAUCAAUUUGAAUAUCGUUUAUGGACAGAUAAUGAUAUGCAUAGAUUUGUUCGUCAAGAAUAUCCUAAUUUAUAUGAAAAUACAUUUCUUAAAUAUUCACUUGAAAUUCAACGUGUUGAUGCAUUUCGUUAUUUUAUUUUAUAUCAUUUCGGUGGCAUUUAUAUUGAUAUGGAUAAUGGAUGUAGAAAAUCAUUUGAUAGUUUAAUAAAUGUAUUAGAAAUACUUGAUUCACAAUCAAAUCAUCUUGCUGCUUUUCCUUGUACAAGUCCAAUUGGUAUUUCAAAUGGUUUUAUGAUAACAACAAAAGGUCAUCCAUUAUUUAAAAUUCUUAUAUCACGUUUACCACUUUUUAAUCAUAAUUAUCUAAUUGAUUAUCUUACAGUUAUGUUUAGUGCAGGUCCAUCAUAUCUCUCAAUAAAUGAAUUUUAUUUUGAUCAAUCUUUUUAUCAAUCAAAAGUACGUAUUAUUGAUGAAAAUGUCUAUUCAUCUAUAUAUACAUGGCAUACACCGGGUAAUUCAUGGCAUGGACGAGAUGCUGAAAUAAUUCUACGUAUAUAUCAUACAUGGCGAAAUUCGUAUCCAACAAUUCUUUAUCGUUUUCUAUUAAUUAUUGGAAAACAAAUCUCCAUAGGAAAUGAUUUCGUUAUUUUAAAAUAA